This is a messenger RNA of Panicum hallii, 5537 nucleotides long. RefSeq names its product putative disease resistance RPP13-like protein 1. The transcript has a single exon. Gene Ontology annotation, molecular function: ADP binding; protein binding. The coding region runs from base 511 to 5316 and encodes 1601 amino acids. NCBI's taxonomy places the organism in Eukaryota, Viridiplantae, Streptophyta, Magnoliopsida, Poales, Poaceae. The record is from RefSeq and is a predicted model, not a curated record. Gene Ontology annotation, biological process: defense response to other organism.
UCCUAGAUCGCUGCUGAUUGAUGGGUGCAGCAUUACCUUUCAUCGUCAUGACGCGAUGCCCGGGAGGCCGGGACGUGAUCGCAUUCUGACAAAGCGUGUUAGGGUUGGCUGACACACGGCGGGCGUCGCUAAUCUCGCCUUGGAUUCCCGGCGACCGAUUGGGAGUUAACCGAUUUUUUAUAUUGGCGACGACCGACUAGUCGUCUCGGCGAGAAAGCGAGGCCGUAACCGGAGGCGUCAAGCGUGUGUUUGGUUCGGUUUCGUGUGCGGAGCGGAGGGAGGGCGGCGCGGCACCGGCAGCGAGAGCCAUGGCCGCGGUGCUCGGCGCGUUCGUGCCGGACACCGCUGUGCGGUGGCGCGGGGUGGUGGUGGGGGACGUGGCAGGGCGGGUCGGCGUCGCGGCGGAGGCCCGGGCGCUGGCGGGGAGGCUGGAGCGGGCGGGCGCCGCGGUGCGGGACGCCGAGGCGCGCGCCGCGCGCGGGGACGAGGGCGCCGCGCGCUGGCUCGCCAAUGUGCGCGCCGCGGCGUACGAGGCGGACGCGGCCGCCGACCGGUGCAGGGUCGUGGCGCGCCGCCGCAGGGCCCGGGAGCAGCAGCAGCCGAAGCCCCAGCCCCAGCCCCAUCACCAGGCAAGAUCGUCAUUGCCGCUUCAAUUACUUCUCCACGAACUGUGAUGCGAUCACGGCGCUAGCUUCUUCAGUGCCCGUCGCAGCAGGUCUGUCGAUUGACCCGGCUCUUUUGCCUUUUCCUGAUCGGCGGCAGGCUCUUCCUCGGCUGCUGUCCUCCUGCUGCGACGCGGACGUGCCCGGCGGCGACGUCGCCGCCGACAUCAGGAGCCUCAACCGGAAGCUGCAGGUCAUCCUCAAGGAGAAGAGCCGGCUGCAGCUCCGCUCAUUCCUCGGCGAUCACCACGCUGCGCCCGUGCGGUCGGCACCCCGUCUUCGGCAAGCUCCGGGGACCUGGGCACCUGGCAGCGGCAUCGUCGGCUCAAGGAUCGAGGACGACGCGGCCGGGCUCGUCCGACAGCUGACGGAGGCGGACGGGCAGGCCGGCUGCGCCGUCGUCGCCAUCAUCGGCCCCGACGGCAUUGGCAAGACCACGCUCGCCGCCAAAGUUUACGGCAGCGAGAGGGUACGGCGCAGCUUCGCGGCAAGGUCAUGGGUGCGCGUCCCAAGGGAGUACACGGAGGCCGGCCUGCUCUCGCAGGUCAUCGACUCGUUCGGCGGCGACACGACGGGCGGCGAGAGCUUCGCCGACCUCGAGAGGACGCUGGCGAGGCUGGUGGGGAAGAGGAGGUUCCUGCUCGUGCUGGACGACGUGCGGCACGGUGGCGUGUGGGAGGACGUGCUGAGGCGGCCGCUCGAGGGCGCUGGGCGCGGCAGCAAGGUGCUGGCCACGGCGCGGCACGGUAGCAUUGCUCGGGAGCUGGGCGCCGGCCACGUCCACCGCGUGAAGAGGCUGGGCGCCGACGAUGGCUGGCUGCUGCUCCGCGCGGCCGCCCGUGUGGUCGACGAGGCCGCGGCCGCCGAACUGAAGGACGUCGGCGAGAGGGUCGCCGAGAAAUGCGGCGGCGUGCCGCUGGCGAUAAAGGCCGUCGCUGGCGUACUGAGGACACGGGAAGCGAGCGCCGGGGAGUGGGCGGAGGUGCUCGCGAGCCCGGCGUGGUUGGUGAAGGGGCUCCCUGAAGACGCCAUGAAGCCGCUCUACCUGUGCUACGACGACCUGCCGUGCCACUUCAAGCAGUGCUUCCUCUACUGCUCAUUGUUUCCAUCUGACUACGCCAUGGACAGGCGCGUGCUCGUGCAGCAGUGGAUAGCCGAAGGCUUCGUGCAGAUCAGGGCAGACGCCGGCGUCGAGGAGGUGGCCGAGGAGUACUACGACGAGCUCGUCAGAAGGCACCUUCUCCAACCGGCAGAGGAAGAUGAACAUGGCGUCGCCGCGCGGUGCACCGUGCACGACAUGCUGCGAGCUCUGGCUCAUCUGCUCGCACAGGGUGAGGGCUUGACCGGCGACUCGUACCGGCUGUUGGUCGACAGCGACGCCUCGUUCGCGCCACGCCGUAUUUCGUUCCCGAGAAGAAACCUGGCUGUAAUACCGGAGAAGAUUCUGAAACUAGAGGGGCUAAGAACGCUUUUUCUUCAGAAGAACCCACUGACAAUUGAAGGAAGCAUCUUUACAAGAUUGGAGCAUCUGAAAGUCUUGGACCUCAGUGAAACGGAAGUUGAACUCAUUCCGGAUAACCUGGGGAAUCUUGUUUACCUGAGGUUCCUGAACCUGUCUCACACAAGGAUUCAGGCAAUUCCAGAAUCCAUUGGCAAUCUGUGGAGCCUGAAAUUCCUUCUGCUAAGAGGAUGCAAGUCACUGCACACCCUGCCAAAAGGGAUAGAGCAUCUCAGAGGGCUCAGAGACCUUGACCUGGCCGGCACGGUGAUCGACGACGCGGCAUUCAGGGUAGGCCAUCUGAGAAGCCUCACAUCACUCCGGUGCUUUGCUGUGACGAGCAAGGAGGCGCGAGCUGCGCAGGAUAGGAGCGGGUGGCCUCUGGAUGAGCUCAAGAACUUGUCUCAGCUGAGAACACUGCACAUACAGAAGCUCGAGAAGGCUGCUGGUCGAUCAGAGGCAACUGAGAUGUCGCUUGCAGCCAAGAAAGGCCUCAGGGAGCUCGAGCUGUCAUGCAGCGGCACUGUCAGGCCGCUUCAGACACCGGAGUUGGUCAGAAAGAUUGAGGAUAUCUUUGAAGAGAUGAAUCCACCAUUGUGUCUAGAGUCACUGAAACUUGUAAACUACUUUGGGACAAGGUUCCCAAGAUGGCUGUCAGUGACCUUCCUGCCAAAUCUCCGCGAUCUGGACAUCGUCAAGUGCAACUUGUGCCAGUCUUUUCCUCCAUUAGGCCGUCUGCCAGAACUGAGAUCGUUGUACAUAGCAGACUCUUCAGCUCUGAAUGACAUUGGUGCAGAGUUCAUGGGUACUAAUCACCCCCACCAGGUGCCAUUUCCAAAGCUAGAAAACCUGCACUUGCAAGGGCUGCAGCAGCUUACGACAUGGAGAGACAUCGAGCCAGGGGCAUUUCCAUCUCUGCAGGUACUUCAGCUUGAGAGCUGCCCCAAGCUGCAGCAUCUUCCUGCAGGCCUCAUACAUGUUACAUCCUUGACUGUGCUGCGCAUAGCGGAUAUGGCGAGCCUCAAGGCUGUGAAUGACAUUGCUACACUGAGGGAAUUGAGCGCUUGGAACACUCCCAGUUUGAAGAGAAUAUCAAACCUGCCUUCCCUUGAAGACAUCAACAUGUGCCACUGCCCUGUGCUGGAGAUUGUGGAGAACGUCGACGGACUACGGACAGUGCACAUCUUCGAUCAUGAUUUGCAGGAAAUGCCCAUAUGGAUCGAGGCACAUGCUUCCAAGCUUCAAUCAUUGAAUUUCACAAGCACAGUUGGGCUACUGAAAAGGUGCUUGGUUGACGGUCCGGACUGGCCUGUUAUUAAGGACAUCAAGGAAGUUCAUGGAUACUCCACUGGUUCCAGUUACAUAUACUACACCAGGAGCCCUUAUAUCUUUCAGAGCAAUGUGAGUGCUGAAGAUAACCUCGAUGCCAAAGAGAAUUCAGCAGAUCCUGAUAAUGUUGAUGAUGUUUCAGUUUCAUCUUCAGGUACUGGUUACCUAGAAAUCAGAGGCUUCUUUGACUCAAAAGCAGUGGAGUCAGGAGCUACCAGGACAGAAGACAAUGUCUCCCGUAGGAACAUGGAAGGGUCCAUCCCGAGGUUCACUUGCCAUCGCUUGCAUAAGAUAUCAGAAGUUGUUCCUGAAGAUGACGAAGAUGAGGAUGAAGCUGAUUCAGCUGUACUGUUUCCUACUGAUCCAACCAGAGGUGCUACAGUUCUGGAGAGAGGUCAUCCUGCCAUCACUGAUGUUCAUACUAACAAUGAUGAUCUUGGUUCAUUGUCAAGAGAGACAACUCAUGAGUCUCGAGCAAUCACCAAUGAUGGAACACAUGAUGCCAUUGGUAGCUCGGUUUUCACAAGGCGAAGAGGGUCGGUAACAGUAAACGAUGUUCCUUCUGAUGCUGGCACUGAUGCAGAUACUUAUGUUACCAAAUCUGCUGCUUCAAUUGGUCGCAACUUGGUCCGACAAGGGUCUCGAGCAAUCAGCAUUACUGAAAUCGAUCAAGCUUUGAACUUCAGUACUGUUCAAAGUAAGGAACAUACAUCCAAGAAAGGAGAAGACAUCGCAGCUGAUGUUAACAUUGCUGAAGAUAUUAGCCCAGCUCAUUCCAAGAAAGUAAGAUUCAAACAAGGAAAAGAUUUUGCCGAGACCACUACAGCUACUAUCUGUUCGUCCAAUAUGGUAAUCCAGAAACAUAUUAAGAAUCAGACUGCAAAUUGUGCAAAUGGAAGCGCAAAUGCAGCUCCAAUGCCAGAAAAUCCAUCACGCGAAGAAGCAUCUAAGAAAUCUACUGGUGUCAUCGGUAGCAGUUUAAUCCAUGAAGCAUCACAUAAAGUCUCUGUUACCGCAACUACUCAACGUUUGGAUGCCACUUCACUCUGCGGCCAACAACAGCCACCCGACAAAGGGGAAGAAGGUUUUGUUGCUCUUUGUGCUGCUGGUGCUGUUGAUCAGAAGGAAGACAGCAACAUAAGUUCACCACUCAAGCCAAAUGAUGAAGAAUACAAAGCAAUCAGUGCCACUGAAACUAAUUGUGAUUCAGGGUCUUGCAAACUGCCCACCAGUUUGGCAUUCAGAAACCAACAAGCACAUAAGACGCAACGGACUGUUUUUGCAUAUCCAAGUGAUGACCUCAGCAUGGGGAGCGGAAUCCCUAAGGAAGUUAGCAGCAAAUGUGCAGUUGGCUCAGUGAAAGAUUCAUCUGUUGAAGCAGCCAAGAGCAUCGUUCCUUCUGUGUCCAGGCCAAUGCGCACCAUAUCCCAUGCCCUUGAUGUCAAUGAAGCACCGAUGAUACCAGAAGCCAACACGGCAAGCAGAUUCCCGUCCAAAGCGGCGGUGAGCCACGGUUGUACCCGCGACGACGUGCCGUGCUCCAUCGACGCCAGGGAAGAAGGCGAAUCUCACCAAGCGCCGAAGGUGUACACGGCCAUCUGGGCCGACACCGACACGGACACCCUGCGCGCCCGGCUACUCGACUCGAUGCGGCACCUGCGCACGAUGGCUUCCCGGCGGCGCCACCGGCGGAGGAAGCGCGGGUCCAAGAACAAGUGGAGCAUCGGACCGGCGCUGGUGGCCGUCCUCCUGCUAGUCUCCGUGGUGCAGCUGUUCUUCAUCCUCUGGUUGUGCAGGAGGCUUCCGAAUAAACCAGACAGAAUGUAAAUACACCUGUCCUACUUGUGCGUUAGAUUUGCAAACGAUGCUAGCAUGCUACUAGUCUCUUGGGUUCUUGCAAUUUUGCAUCACGAAUUCUCAUUGAUUCGAGGACAAUUAGACCAGUCUUAGCGGAAAGUAUCAUCGCACAGUUACCGAAACUAUAGACUUGAUAACGGUGCCGGAGGAGUGUCAUCACCAUGACAAACCUUUCUCAUUCUAUAAAAUUU